UUCCUUGUAACGUGUCUCCGUUUUUUUGAAUUGGGGUGGGACCAUCUUCUUUGAGACGGGAUUGGGGACGAUUCCAGAAAUGUUUCAGCUCAUUGUUGAAUUUCAUGGGCUCAAGACAGUGGCGGUGGUUUUUUUAAUUUGUAAAAGCUGGGACGGGAGAUCGUGCUGCGAGGAUAAACCCUUGUUUACUGAAGAGGGUAGUCUGGAUCGAUCAUCGGCUGUGUGAGUGGAUCUGUGAGGAUACGUGGUUUGUGGUCUUUAAUUGUGGCGGAUACAUUGUAGGUUCCUGAACAGCCUCUUGGUUUUUGCCUUUUCUUUAGAGGACAGUAUGUGAGUGUCGUAUUCAUGAGCUUUAGAAGCUCAGUAGUUCAGAAUGUCAGAUCUUCAGGUGAUGAGCGACCAGCUCAGGUUUCUUGCUCAUUAGAGCUUGAAGUUCUUAGACGUCGAAUAAUAGCUGGUUUGCAGUCGUGGUUGUUUGGUGUACACAUUGGUCUGGACUUGCACUCGGAUAAAACGAGGUAGCCUGUGUUGUGAAAGGAUAUUGAUGAGAUACGAUAUGUCUUGUUUGGCUCCAGAUCUAUUCAACCGUGGCAGAUGCGGGGGAUUGCAAUUAGCAUCUCAGUUUGAGUCUCAGUUGUACCCACAGUUGAACGAGGAGAGGAGUCGUUAUGGCCAGAAGCCAUUAUCAGGUUGGUGCCAACUGUCGAUGAGAGUCCAGAGGAAUCCUUUGUUCUGAAGACCAAUGUUGCGACAACAAUGAGUAACGAAGAAGAAGCAUUUCGAGCCUGCCCUGAUUUUUGUGCUUUAAGCAUACGCCAGUUACGAGUAGCGCAUAAUGCUCAAUUCGCUUGCCAGUAGCAUUGAUGCGCCUCUUGAAGGUCUUGUAAGCAUCGAAUCACCAGUGGUGAUCCAGUGGCUUGCAUGGAUUUUUCACACUUAGUAGUGCUUCAUGGUUCUCUUUCAUUUGUCACUACCACUAAGCCUCUCGCUGGAUGAGCGAAGGCAGAGAAUAGACUAUGUGGUACAGGUCGUACAAUGGGUGAUCCACAUUGGAUCGGUUCAUGCAGCUAUCAGCUAUGGUGCGAAACCUUCAAUGUUCUGCUGAUGCAACUUUUGAUUAAUGUCAUUCAAGUAUCGGUCGAUCCUGGACAUGAACGAAUCAUUCAACUGUACUGGCGACAUCGGUCUCUGGUUAUUGGCUGAAGUGUGGAAUGGAUCUAAUGCAGCUUCAGCCGUAUUUUGUUGCGGUAUAACCGACCCUUGAAGGCUCUGUCCUGUAAUUUCCGGAAACAUAAUUCUUUCAUUAUUGUCUCCGUCAAGGAGAGCAAGGUUAAGAGCACUGGAUAACUCAACGUCUGAGAGGUCGCCAGAAUUCUGCUCCAAGCUUCGCAGAGGCUUGAGAAGCCUGGCCAGGAUGUUGACAAUGUCAGGGGCAGAUCCGGAUCGUGGCGCGUCGACUCCGCAUUCUGAGUUCUUUGACUCCUCUGAUAUUGUGGGCACCCCUGGAGUCGUCCCCUUUACAUGGGAAGGUGAGGCAGAUCGUCGGAAAGCGCCUAUCGCACACAAUUUUGAGGCUUCUCUUUCUAAAGAAAACAAGAGGCCAGAGUUUGAGCAAGGUUCCACCUCAACCUGGUCCUGCGAGAUCGUGGAACACACUGAUGAACAGAACACUUCUGAUUCUCCUGUCAAAUCACAUGAAAGUAACCCAGAUGAUCACAUUGUGAAGUUGAACCUCCGCGCUAGCCUCAUGGGCGUGCACAUUCUGGAUGAUGAGACAGAGCUGUUUUUCAGCAGGCAAGUGAGCAACGCAAGCGCUCACAAUUUCCAGUCUGGAGGUGCGAUACCAUUCAUGUGGGAGGUGGAGCCGGGUCCGCCAUUGGAGAUGGUGACUCGAUAUCCAAGUAGUAAUCCUCCUACCCCUCCCCCUGGAAGCAGGCCUGGCAGUUCGGUACUUUACCCUGGUCAGUUUGGAUACAAGCCUACAAGCGGCAUGCUCCACUAUGGACAAUCAAAUGCUAAUACUGGGAGUAGACCCACCAGUACUGCACACUACUCGGGUCAGUUUAACCUAGGACCUGAUCCUCAAUACGGUGGGGGAGGUACUCAUUUCUCUGAAAAACUUUUCAAGAAGUUAGUAGGACAAGCAAGGACGGCACUGAAUGCAAGUUCCAGCGUUCAGUAUGAUGGUGUCUCACUCUCGAAGUCGAAAAGGUGGGACGAAAGCUCGACCGAGAGUUUGGACCAUCACCUCGGUCAUUACAGUGCUGACAUGAGAUUUGAGGACCAGUACUCUGCGUCUCCAACAAGUACUCUUGACCACCAUGGAUCAGAAUCUUCCCCUAACUCUGGCUCCGAGAGGUUCUAUCCCUCUCGCAACCCCAUCCUCGCUGCGUACUUGGAUACCAGUAUUCCGAACAGUCGAUCUCCCUCCCAGGACACGAAUAGUUCUCCCAUGAGUCAACCUUGUUCUCAGCUUCCAAAUUUCUUACUGUCGCUCACAGCCAUGGCUGAUGAUACAACAGAUGACGAUGACAUUAUAUUUGAGCAGCCUAGCACGACUGCUCCCUUGUCGCAGCCGGUGGCGCAAGGAUCUGAGCCGCAAAAGGACUGGCCCAUUGUUCAGUAUCGAGGACCACCUUCAAAACCCUCACACAAGCAUCCCAAAAGUAGUACAGUCUCUCCCAAAAGUGGUAGAACUAUUGAGAGGUGGUCCUCGAACAGCAGUUCGUGGAACCUCUCAUUAGUUUCAAAACCUAAGUCGACUGCCCCGAAGGAUUCCAAAUCUGGCUCUAAAAGAUCAAAAUCUAAGAGACAUUCUUCUGGUCCGUCAAACACUGUCACUUUGAGAGAAAUUCACACUGUCUCAACAUACGGUCGGAGUGGAGAUGCACACGGGAGGCACAAAUGGGAGAGGGAGUCGCCGUCUUGUUCGUUGCCGAGCUCAGAUGAGCUUGGCUUUGAGGCCUACGAUCACCCUGGGGAGAUGGCGCAUCAGAUGGAUGAAGAGGACUUCCCCUUUUCACCUAUUGCAUCUUCAUUCGUUUUCGGAGAACAUAACAGCUCCGUAGAGUUUUCUCAACGUAGCGUCCGAAAUGGAAUUCCAAGGGCUGUUGGUCCCAUUGUCCGAGAAUUCUCGUCUUCCAAUUUUGAGCUACAUGAGCUGCACGAAUGUAUGUCAGUUGCAAGUGGAGAUUCACACAUUUAUUCACUGGAAAGCGGUUUUUCACCUGAACAAGACUGGAUUUCUACAAAGAGUUUUCAUUACAUCAAAAGCUCAAAUGUUGAGAUUGUGGAACUGGGAGCCUCAAGAUUCAACCGAUUCUUUGAAAUCAAUCACUCUGGUCGAUUCAGCAUCGACCUUCAAACGGGACCAAGGUUGGAGCGCCAUCUAAGCUCGGGAUUUGACAUAGAAAAGACUCCUGAUGUCCUUCUCAGGAUCGUGGAAGAGGCCCACAGCAUAAGCCAGAAGAAGCGAGAUAAAGAUAAAUAUGGAUGUUUCGCUCACUGCAGAUGUCUGCCGGUUCGUAGAAAAAGCUUUCUAGGCAGAUGCUUAACGUCAAAUCAAACCCCCAGGAUUGCUAUUGCUAACAGCUUUGAAUCGCGAUUGAAAUCUCGUUCCUUGAGUUCCUUGCCCGCUGAAAACCAUGAAGGCUCCUUCCAGUUCUGACUAAAAUGGCUCCACCCCAAUUUCAUGUACAGAUGAAGAAGUCAAUUUGGAAGCAGGUUAGUAUUCGCGCAUUAACUCCAUUGCGGAAAUGUGGAGUUGAAUUUCUUGCCUCGGGAAAUUAUUGGAUACGGUCACGGCUGUGCUUCUUUGAGACAGAAGAAGCAACGUUAGAAGAAUCAACAUUACUUUUGCAUGAUUUAGACAUCUCCAAUGACAAUGCGGAUUUGCUUCUCAUUGACACAAAAGAUCCUGCCAAGUGUCAGCGUAUACUAGAAUUGGAUGAGCCUCUGCCCAAUCGGCAUGCCAUUUUCAGACUACGGAAUUUCAGCAGAUUUAGGUUAAUUUUGUACACUAGAGCUUUCGUUCAUUUCUCAGUUACCUGCCGACAAUUCUAACGUUUCUUUAGUCAUUAGUGUCCAGCUACUAAUUUUUAGAUUUCAGUCGAUUCUUUUAGGUUUACCAAUUGCCACUGUGAUAUCAAGUGCAGACAUUUACACAUUAAGUUGGCAGGUCAGUUUUGUACUCUUUCAAACUGUUUUUGUAAAUUUUACCCCCUGCAGAUCGGAGGUGCUCGGUUGCCGAACACCCUAGAACAUUUAACCACA
Physcomitrium patens is the source of this 4272-nucleotide messenger RNA. RefSeq lists its product as uncharacterized. The record is from RefSeq and is a predicted model, not a curated record. NCBI's taxonomy places the organism in Eukaryota, Viridiplantae, Streptophyta, Bryopsida, Funariales, Funariaceae.